AGAGGAGCACAUACAUUAUUCAUCCAUUGCCUGCUCUCACAAGAAUCAGCUGGAGGAAGUGUGCUAGGACCACUCUCCUCUCCGCUAGCCCUGGUAGGCUUGUAACAAGCCCAGGCAAGUCAACGUUNCCCCCCCUUCUCCCUGUACAGGAAAAUGUAGGGCAGACAGCAGAUGUGCUCAGUCCUCAUCCUUUUAGUCUGGAUUACUGGAGUCAUGCAAGAGGAGGAAGCUCUAAUAAGGAUACACUGAUGCAUUCAUGCUGGAAAAUGAAGCUUCAGAAUGAGAAGACUCUGGGGCGCUCGGUCAGCCGUUCCAGUAAUAUUUCCAAGGCAGGAAGCCCAACUUCAGUUACAGCACCAAAUAGCUUUCAUCGGACAUCAGUGACUCCCUCAAGUCAAGAUAUCUGCAGUUCCAGUGCUGUAUUUUCUGAAUGUUGUCACCAAAGUCCAGUGCAGUCUGCUGUUGUGUUGAAAAAACCCAAAUCCCAGAGUUCUAGAUCACCAGGGGUCACUGUGACCAUAAUUUGUCAAGAUGAUUACACGAAGGACCCUGCCAAUCUGAGGAGCUAUGACAACAUCAUCAAGCCUUGUAAGGCCAGAUCUGCCUUUCCUUUCUCUAAAUCGUUGAAUGAUGUGGACCAGAAAGCCGUGGAUGCGGCCAAGGAGUGUGAUUUUGUGGAAAGAACUAGCUCAGAGGGGAAAUUGCUGCCUGUGGAAGACCAUUUUUCAAAGAACAAAUUUAAGUUGCUAGAAAAAGGAACUAAUAUUCCUAGCCCUGUUGCUUUAAACGGCUCUAAUGUCAUUUGUGGUCACUCCGUCUCAUCUAACCCAUUGCAUAUUCCUAGUCUGGAUGCUAGCCUUGGAUCUGUAUGCAUACCUCUUAUGGACGAUAAGGCAGACAGUGAAUCCUCAAAAAGCAAAACCUUGCUGCACUACUUAUUUUCCUUUUCCCCGAGUUCAAGUGCUCAUAGCUUGCAUAUGUUCCAAGAGCACGAUGUCUAUUCUAGAAGUCUCCAUGCUGGUACCUACUCUAGUAUGCUUCUGGGAAGCACUGACUUUGGUUCUGACGAUAUGGGGGAUGAUGAUGUGUUUGAGGACCAUGUCCCCGGCAAGGAAGAUCCACAUGAAGCAAGAGCUCCGCUGUGUUCAAUUGAGGACAGCGACCUUGAAUGUCCUUCCCCCUCCAAAAAGCUUCCCCCCGCUUCCCCUGUGUCGGCAUCUGGGGAUUUAUGCAGGAUAUGUCACUGUGAAGGUGAUGAUGAAAGCCCUCUGAUAACACCCUGUCACUGUACAGGAAGUCUUCACUUUGUGCACCAGGCUUGCCUCCAGCAAUGGAUCAAGAGCUCCGAUACACGAUGUUGUGAACUUUGCAAGUUUGGAUUCAUUAUGGAAACCAAAUUAAAGCCUUUAAGAAAAUGGGAAAAGCUGCAGAUGACCUCAAGUGAACGGAGGAAGAUCAUGUGUUCUGUAACAUUCCACAUCAUUGCAAUCACCUGUGUUGUUUGGUCAUUAUAUGUUCUUAUUGACCGAACAGCCGAAGAGAUCAAGCUGGGCCAAACCACAGGUAUCCUUGAAUGGCCGUUUUGGACUAAAUUAGUCGUAGUAGCAAUUGGCUUCACCGGAGGACUCUUGUUUAUGUAUGUGCAAUGUAAAGUGUACAUCCAGCUAUGGAAGAGACUUAAAGCUUACAACAGAGUCAUCUACGUGCAGAAUUGUCCCGAAACGUGUAAAAAGAAAUUAUUUGAGAAGACUAUAAUAAUUGAGCCAAAUCUGGAGAGCAAAGAAGCUCUCGCAAUUCACCACUCAGACACAAACUCUUCUUACUAUACGGAACCAGAAGACUGCGGAGCGGCAAUCCUCCCAGUUUAAGUUUUGCAUUCCUUCUAAAGUCUUUUCAGGAGAUGACUGUUUACCGACUGCAGGCAGCAGUAGAUUUAAUGUCCUGAAAUCUCCCAUUAUUUCUGCUUUUCAAUCCGUAUGUAUCUUUCCAAGCAAACGGUUAGACCUGCAAUCAUCCCUGAUUUAUACCUCUGCCUGAAGGAGUAUGUGACAAUACAAUAUUCAGGAUCAACUACAGGAAUAUUCUGGACCUUUGAUGAGAUGGAUUUUUUUAUUCUGCUUGGUUUAAUCACUCCUUAUUAAAGUUGGGAAUGAGGUUCGCAACUGCAGAGCCUGUCAUAGGAAAACUUUUAAAAACCUGUGUGGCAUAAUUGGCAUGAUCACUGCUCAAACAGACAGUUCCAUUGUUUCGGGCUCUUGCUUUUUAGAAUUCUGCUUUGUCAGCAAGUCACAAGAGCAUCUAGCACUUUUCUGAAUAAAGAAAUAAAGGAAAAUAACUUUUUUUUUGUAACAACUUUACUGACUUCUGAAAAUUGUUUUCUUUACCAAACAGAGAAUGUGCUCUGUCAUUUCUAGUUUAAAUAAUGAGCAACCUCUUGCCUUACAUGCUGUAUAUUUCCAAAAA
This is a messenger RNA of Nanorana parkeri, 2463 nucleotides long. RefSeq lists its product as uncharacterized. Gene Ontology annotation, cellular component: late endosome membrane; lysosome; early endosome membrane. Bases 249 to 1868 code for a protein of 539 amino acids. Lineage: Eukaryota; Metazoa; Chordata; Amphibia; Anura; Dicroglossidae. Gene Ontology annotation, biological process: antigen processing and presentation of peptide antigen via MHC class II; immune response; protein polyubiquitination. Gene Ontology annotation, molecular function: zinc ion binding; MHC protein binding; ubiquitin protein ligase activity. The transcript is spliced from 8 exons. The record is from RefSeq and is a predicted model, not a curated record.